Aspergillus eucalypticola CBS 122712 is the source of this 315-nucleotide messenger RNA. RefSeq lists its product as uncharacterized. NCBI's taxonomy places the organism in Eukaryota, Fungi, Ascomycota, Eurotiomycetes, Eurotiales, Aspergillaceae. The transcript has a single exon. The record is from RefSeq and is a predicted model, not a curated record. Bases 6 to 221 code for a protein of 71 amino acids.
CCCAAAUGCUAUUAAACUUCUACAACAUCAAAUGCAGCCCCAGCAAAUCGUCGACAACUGCCUUGGGACUCCAGGGCGAGACGGAGAACAUCCGAGUUGAAGUAGAUAAAAUAGCACCGCACAACAUUGUCAAAGCUAUUGUGGAACGAGACCAAAAUGUGAAGCUACUCCGGGACCCAUCAGAAUCGCUGCAGGCUCUCCCGGGAGUGAAGCUUGAGUGAGAACAUCGGUAUCCAAUCAGAUUAGAUGCAGUCCGGAGAAUCGACGCCUUUGAUGGUCUGGGAAAGGAGAAGAACGACUCCUAGGAAAAUAUAG